Messenger RNA from Symbiodinium sp. CCMP2592, 1944 nucleotides. The record is from the annotation of a GenBank genome assembly. Lineage: Eukaryota; Dinophyceae; Suessiales; Symbiodiniaceae.
AUGUCCUUCCGCAAGAGCAAGUUCCCGCGCCAGUCCCAGAAGGGAAAGUUUAACGAAAGCAGUAUAUUCUUCGAAGGUGCACCCCCGGCUUUGCCUCCGCCGGCUCCACGUAUCGUGAGCUUCGGCGGUUCUGUUUCACAGCGGAGCUCUUCCAAGUCAUCACACGAAUUGCCAAGGCAGACAUCGUCCUUCAACAGUGCCUUGCGCAAGAUGCAAGACUUCUCCCGGGCUAUGUCCAACCCCGUGCAGGAGGAGAGCGCAGAAGACGAUGUUCCUAAGGAGCGCUUCGAGAUGCACCCGGAGUGGCAGAAGAUCUCUGCCGCUGCAUCACAGUCGCAGAAACGAAAGAGCACCAUCACCCGCCGCAGCUCUUUCGAACUCGUGUAUGCGCCGUUGGGACCGGGGCAGCGGGGAGUUCGCGCAAGGUGUGCCAAGGGCAUGUCCUUCCUUAGCGUGGCCUUCAUCUUCCUGGACCUGAUGGUGCUUCCUCUCUAUGCGUUCGGCCUGGAACACGGCGUCCUUGACGGCAUCACGAUCGCUUUCUGGUCGAUUCUUCUCCUCGUCCAGGCCCUUAAGCUUGUGGAGAGGUCGAGGAAGCGACCCGCCACGUGGAUUUUGGAGGCCUCUUUGGUGCUCGGGAGAGUGGGCCUUGCAUUGUGGAGGCCCACUUCCUCCUCGGCUCCGCUUGUCUGGGGCAUCGUCUCCGCGUUGCAGCUCUUGCGCCUCUGCACCCUCCCGUACUACUACGAGUGUUCGGGGGUGGCUGCCUUUACCCACAACGUGCUUCGAAAAACAAGCCGGGAAGUGCGUGCCACCUGGAACAUAUCUUGGAUGGGGCUGGUGUCCCUGUUCUGUCUGCAUUGCUUGACCUGUGCGUGGUUCGGCGUUGGCUUACAAAUGGGCGGCUGGACCGAAGAUGCGGAGUUGGCUCGCCUCCCUUGGCAUGGGCAGUAUGUCCGAAGCAUGGAGUGGGCCUCCCGUCUGCAGAUUCAGGCUUCCAGCUCAGGUCUGUUUCGGGCCUGGGGCUCAAUGUUCAUGGUGAUGGGUUGCGGAUGCACUGCAUUGCAGGCCUUGUCAAGGCUGCCGCCGUCACGCAUCACCGAGAACAUGGAGCUGCAGACCCAGGCAGAGCGGCUACUCGCGGUUCUCAGCACAGCGCUUGGUGUCCUGUUUGCGUCCAUCUUUACAUCGGUCACUAACGACAUCUCAGACUUGCGUCGAUUGAAGCGGAUGAGGAAAGAGGCAGAGGACAAGCUGAGCGAUUUUCUCGAGGCGCACCCGGUGCCGCAGAGCCUGGAGCAGCAACUCAGCAGCUACGCGCGGCGGCACAUGUCCAGGGUGGUGCCGCCGGGCAAAGAGGAGCUGGCAGGGUCCUUGCCUCACUUCCUCUACGAGGAAUUGUGCCGUGAGGCCUUCACUCCCAUCGUCAGCAACCAUACCUUGCUGCACAACCUUUGUAGCAAGUACUCGGCCUUCCAGCGCGAGCUGUGCGUCCGAUGCUUCGUGGAGUGGCCCGUCAUGGCACAAGAGACACUGUUUCAGCCUGGAUUGCAAUGUGAGAGCCUCCUUGUUGUAGUGCGUGGUGUCAUCACCUACAGCACAGCUCGCCUACCUCCAGUGACAGGCUCCAUCUCCAAUACCGCUUGGGUUCAAGUUGUGCCCGGAUCAGUGGGUGAGACUGGUGAAGUGUCAGCAUCAAGCCUAUCGCAAGGCGAUUGGCUCUGCGAGCACUGCCUUUGGACAAGCUGGAGCUAUCUGGGACAAGCGCGCACUGACUCCGGAGCCGACAUGCUUUGCCUAAGCCGUGACAGGGUGCACGAGCUGGCUCAGGUCUGCAAGGAGGCCGCUGCAGAACUUGCCCGGUAUGCAGCUCUGGCUGUUGGCCUUUUGAACAGCACCGCAGUGGAGGAACUUUCAGACUUGCCGAUCGAGCUGUCAAAGUGA